Molecule: messenger RNA, 2746 nt
Organism: Eurytemora carolleeae
Lineage: Eukaryota; Metazoa; Arthropoda; Copepoda; Calanoida; Temoridae
Gene: pug
Product: C-1-tetrahydrofolate synthase, cytoplasmic-like
Biological process (GO): tetrahydrofolate interconversion
Cellular component (GO): cytosol
Molecular function (GO): formate-tetrahydrofolate ligase activity; methenyltetrahydrofolate cyclohydrolase activity; methylenetetrahydrofolate dehydrogenase (NADP+) activity
Source: RefSeq, a predicted model, not a curated record
GUUGGUGGAAGGGAGGAUAGCAAUGUUUAUAUCAGAAUGAAAGUGAAGGCGGCAGAGGAGAUUGGUAUGAAAGCUACGCAUUGCAAUCUCCCUAGAUCAGUGACUCAACAGGAACUGCUACUUGAGAUUAAGAAGCUAAAUGAGGAUCCUACAGUCCAUGGGAUUAUUGUUCAGAUGCCACUGGAUUGCGAGACCUCAAUUGAUUCAAAUCUCAUCACGGACUCUGUUUCCCCAGCCAAGGAUGUAGAUGGAUUGAGUACAAUUAACCAGGGUAGACUAACUACUGGAGAUCUAUGUACUGGAUUCCUACCCUGUACUCCAGCAGGGUGUCUCCAACUCAUCAAGAAAUCUAAAGUUGAGGUAUCUGGAGCCCAUGCUGUUGUGUUAGGACGGAGCAAGAUUGUAGGUACUCCGGUCGCAGAGCUACUGAAAUGGAACAAUGCCACUGUAACGGUUUGCCAUAGCAGGACUAAAGAUUUGGCUGGAAUUUGUCGUCUGGCCGAUAUUCUAGUUGUCGCUGUCGGGCAACCUUUACUGGUCAAGGGGUCUUGGAUAAAGCCUGGUGCAGUAGUGAUUGACUGCGGGAUAAACUCUAUACCUGACCCAACCAAGAAAUCUGGGCAAAGGCUGGUGGGUGAUGUGGAUUUUAAUGAAGCCUCUCAAGUUGCUGGUUUUAUUACCCCCGUUCCAGGUGGUGUGGGACCAAUGACUGUAAGUAUGCUAAUGUCCAACACUGUAAAGUCUGCUAUAAGGUGCUAUAUAGAGAACAAGAAAACAACUUGGAAUUUGUCUCUUCUACCCCUCAAACUUCUGGAGAAGGUUCCCUCCGAUAUAGAGGUUGCCCGCGCACAAACUCCCAAGGACAUCAACCUGUUGGCCAAGGAGAUCGGCCUUCUCCCCUCCGAGGUCGACCUCUACGGGAAAAAGAAGGCUAAGAUAUCCCUCGCUACUAUUGAUCGAUUGAAAAACAGAAAAAAUGGAAAAUAUAUUGUGGUUGCUGGGAUAACACCAACGCCCUUGGGGGAGGGGAAAUCUACAACUACCAUAGGACUUGUUCAAGCUCUGGGCUCCCAACUCAGGAGAAAUGUUUUCGCUUGUGUUCGCCAACCCAGCCAGGGGCCAACCUUUGGAAUCAAGGGAGGGGCAGCAGGAGGGGGAAAAUGAUUAUAUGGAACUCUUUAAAACUAUGCCAGGUAUAGUAGUUUAACGGCAGAAGUUCAUGGAAUAACAGCAGCCACCACUCUUGUGGCAGCUCGGAUAGAUGCCAGAAUGUUCCAUGAGGCUACUCAGGACUCUAAGGCCCUAUAUGGACGCCUGGUUCCAGCCAAGAAAGGAGUUCGCACCUUCAGUGAUAUUCAGAUCAGACGCCUGGUUAAGCUGGGGAUUGAGACCAGGGACCCUGAUCAGUUAACCGAUGAUGAGAUCACUAGGUUUGCCAGGUUGGAUAUAGACGCCUCUACGAUAACCUGGCAGCGUGUCAUUGAUACAAAUGAUCGUUUUCUGAGAAAAAUUACUAUUGGCCAAUCACCUACUGAGAAGGGAUUUACUAGGGAAACUCAGUUUGAUAUAACAGUUGCAAGUGAGAUAAUGGCUGUUCUGGCGCUCACAACUUCAUUAAGGGAUAUGCGAGAACGUUUGGGCUCUAUGGUGGUCGCUAGUGAUAAGAAAGGAAACCCUGUCACUACAGAUGAUUUAGGACUGGGAGGAGCUUUGGUUGUUCUCAUGAAGGAUGCCAUCCGUCCUAACCUUAUGCAGACCCUUGAGGGUACACCUGUCUUUGUUCAUGCUGGACCCUUUGCCAAUAUAGCCCAUGGGAACUCGUCCAUCCUGGCAGACAAGAUCAGCUUGAAGUUGGUGGGGGAGGAGGGGUAUGUGGUCACUGAAGCCGGGUUUGGAGCAGAUAUCGGGAUGGAGAAGUUCUUCAAUAUCAAGUGCAGGUAUUCUGGACUGGUGCCCAAUGCAGUUGUUCUUGUUGCUACAGUAAGGGCUUUGAAGAUGCAUGGUGGUGGACCCCCAGUGGUUCCCGGGACCCCACUAAAGCCACAAUAUACAGAAGAAAACCUUCCAUUAGUAGAGGCUGGAUUCUGCAACCUUAGGAAGCAGAUUGAAAAUGCCAAAAUGUUUGGAGUUCCUGUUGUUGUGGCGAUCAAUGUCUUUCUUACAGAUACUCAAGCGGAACUGGAACUCAUGGCUGAACUAGCAAAGAGUGCUGGUGCAUUUGAUGCAGUUCUGUGUCGUCAUUGGGCAGAGGGAGGUGCAGGAGCCAGAGAAUUAGCUAUAGCUGUAGAAGCAGCCUGUAAGGCUGAAAGUGAGUUUAAGUUCUUGUAUGAUCUUGAUCUAAGCAUAGAAGAGAAGAUCAGAACGAUCGCCCAGAGGAUCUAUGGUGCUAAGGAUAUAGAAAUAUUACCGGAAGCUAGAACUAAGAUUGAGAGAUAUACAGCUCAGGGAUUUCAGAACCUUCCAAUCUGUAUGGCGAAGACUCAUCUCUCGCUAUCAGCUGACUCUACCCUGAAGGGGGCUCCAACUGGAUUCACGAUCCCCAUAAGAGAUAUUCGGGCUUCAGUCGGGGCUGGUUUCUUGUAUCCUCUUGUAGGAACUAUGUCAACUAUGCCGGGAUUAUCAACCAGACCCUGUUUCUACGAUAUUGAUCUGGAUAUGGAGACUGAGGAAGUUUAUGGAUUGUUCUAGAAAGUUGAAAAAUGUAGUCUAGUAAAAAUAAUUUAACUAAUAAAAUCUUCAGAUUGUA